Pseudophryne corroboree (corroboree frog) is the source of this 2168-nucleotide messenger RNA. RefSeq lists its product as uncharacterized. Bases 47 to 1651 code for a protein of 534 amino acids. Lineage: Eukaryota; Metazoa; Chordata; Amphibia; Anura; Myobatrachidae. The record is from RefSeq and is a predicted model, not a curated record. The transcript has 5 exons. Gene Ontology annotation, biological process: regulation of DNA-templated transcription.
UACACAGGGGGCAGGCGGGGCUGACUGUUGUGACAAUCUCUCCAAGAUGCCCAGGUUAAAGAUCACAAGAAAGAAGAUGUUAAACACGAGAGCCAUCAAAAAAAAACUUGAUACACAUUUAAAGAAAACAUCUGUACAGACUACAACAGAGUUCGAGCACAUUGCUGUAUAUUUUACAAAGGAAGAAUGGAGAUAUUUAGAAGAAGGACAGAGAGAGCUCUAUCGACAAGUAAUGAUGGAUAAUUACCAAACCAUCUGCACUUUAGGGUACCAGAGUAAAAAGCCCAAGUUAAUAUCACACAUUGAGCAAGGCAUAGACCCAUGUUUAACAGAUGUGAGUAAACAGGCCAAGACGCUGGACAAAAGAAGAGUGACAAUUCAGGCUUCAAGAUUCUAUGGGAGUGCCAAAACUCAUACAUCAGUGGCACAGAGACUGGCUGCAUCAGUCCCACAGAUGGUGAAGAAAAUACCCACGAAGGUUCAAAGAAAAAAUGUGGUGAAACCACGGAAAAAUGCCAAGCCAAAGAAUAAUGUUUUGGGGCAGAUAUGUGGUUUGAUGCCAAACAAUUUAAUUGUUCCAUCUUUUUCAGAUCAGGAUGUUCAGCCAAUGAACAUUGAAACACCGGUGCUAGAGAAUGUGACAAACACGCUAAAUCAGGAAGUUUUCUUUUUGGAUCAUGUUGCCACCCCUGGACAAGAAGACAUGGCACAUUCGCCACGAAGAAUGUUAGAUUUCACAGAUGUGAUAACCAAUGUGAAGGACUGCCAGUGUACCUGUGUUGGUUUAGUAAAGGAGCUAAUCAACAAGGUGACCCAUCUGGAGGCAGAACUUGGUGGACAGGUAAGUCAUCUUUUGGGUCAGGUCAGUCAGCUGCAGACUGAAAUUGCUGAUCUUAAAGAAGGCCUAAAGGAACAGAUGGUGGAAGCCAUGAAGCAAGCCAUUCAACAUACAAGGGUUGAAUGGCAAGAUGCAGUUGACCGGACCAUGAUUACAACGAACCACCAAGCAGUUCAAGUCAGUGGAGAUGGACGCGGAGGCCUGGAUGGUAGUGGAGGCCUGGAUGCCUGGAUGGACAUGGGAGGAUAUGAAGACCUGGAUCGGCGUCAGGAUAAUUUGAGUGUCCAUACAACACUGCUUUCAGUGCCGAACUUGAUAGUUGAAGGUCCAGCAUUGGUCAGCAGUUCAAGUGUGCUGUUGCCAGGAACACCAAUGAUGACCAACACACCUGCUCACAGGCCACUUUACAAUACAUUCAGCAGCACUCUGACUGAUAUUCCCCUUGCUGUCAUCUCCAGUGACCUGGAUGACAAUCUGUACAGAGCUGCACAAGGACAUAUUCACAAAUAUGCACAUGCUCUUUUCCAAUACCAUGUGACAUACGACACAUACUUGACAUGGACCAAUCGCGUGAACUUUGAUGGUGCCAAGGGGAAAAUUCCGCUUCCCAAUAAUCUGGUAAAUGACAUCAUGUCAAGGUGUGAACGGCGUGUAAGGAUUGGUGAUCCUGAAAAGAAGAAGAUACGGGAUACCAUAAAUGCUGUGCUGCGAAUGAGGAGGAAAAUGCCUUGGAAGAUUCAGGUUGAAGGAACAAGAUCCUUACCCACCGUUAUUCCUAGGGGUAGCUUCAGCACAUCAUCCGGACACAGCUAAAGUUAAAAAAAAGAAAUGUGUCACUGUACUAUAUAGAGAAUGACCUACAGUACAGUAAAUUUUCUGGGGCUGCAUGCACUGUGUACUCAAACAAGAGGGAUGCAUGAACUUGGCUCACCAGAUUCCUGAUUGGAGUGUCUGGCCCUGGUAAUGUAAGGCCCUGGUACAAAUUGCCCCUUUUAUUCCCCAGUCACCUGGCAUAAAUUGAUUUUUUUGUGCUGCUGUAUCUAUCUAGUAGUGGCUGAGUCCAUUGUGCUGUGUCCAUCCAGGUGUGCUGUGUCUAUCCAGGGGCUGAUGUCCAUAUGUGCCAGUGUUCCAAAAUAAAAAUACAAAAAUAAAAAUAAAAAACAAAUACAAAAAAAUCAUUACAGUACUGAUUUUGUUCCACGUGGGGCUGUUGUCGUCUGUUUCCUUUCUCCAUUCUGGUGUCCGUAUGCGCCAGUGUUCCAAAUUCAAAAUACAAAAAUAAAAAAUAAUACAAAAAACAAAAAUAAAUAAACAUCCCCCCCACCCCCCC